UACAUAUGCAACUAUUCUUAGUCAUGGAAUGUAUACAAUGUCUCUCUGCCCAGUAGUUCUUUCACAAAGCUCCUGAAGGCAGUGAAAAUAACGUCAGAAUAAACAAAUCCUGAAAUCGCCCUGUAUAAAUCACUUGCCAGCUGAAGGAAAGUCUUGGGUUUACAAUUUCACUUGUGUCCUAAUGAUGGAAAAUCUCAAGGGAACAUAAACGGCUCAGGAGUCAGUGGAUGCCGGGGGCAAAAGGCAGAAGAUUAGCAGAAGACCCCAGAUUCCAAGUUCUGAUUGAUUUGUUCACUUUGGCUACAAUAAUAACAAGCAAAUAACAAGAAAAAUUAAAAAAUAAACCAGUAAAUUUUAGGGAUUUAAACACAGUGUGAUUUUUAUUUCCCCAUCUUUGCUAAUCAAUAUUUAUACUGAAAACUCCAAGGCUCAAGAGAUUGAGACAGACAUAGAUGGUCUGCCUUGAUUCACCUGCAGCUGAAUAUCCUAGGCAAGGUACCAAGACUCGACUUUGUAACGAUCCAUUGCUUUAAGAUGGAUGGGGAGUCACCUGAGGGUCUGCUUUUCAAAGAUGAGGACUACUCCUCUGAUCUCUUGAGGCAGCUGAAUGUCUUAAGACAAAAAAGGAUCCUGAUUGAUGUGACUAUAUGCAUUGGGAACUGUGAAGUCCCCUGCCACAGAAAUGUCUUGGCAUCCAGCAGCCCUUACUUCCGGGCAAUGUUCUGCAGCAACUUCAGAGAGAGCACUCAGGCCAGAAUUGAUCUGAAAGGCAUUGAUGGUAAUACUUUGCACCAGAUCAUCCUGUAUGUAUACACUGGGGAGGUUCACAUCACUGCAGAGAAUGUCCUACAUUUGAUGGAGGCUGCAUCCAUGUUGCAGUAUCUCAGACUUUUUGAAGCCUGUUCAUUAUAUCUUCAGAAGCAGUUAACCCCUAGCAACUGCCUUAGUAUGAUCAGACUCUCUGACAAUUUGAGUUGUGAGAGCCUCAAACAGAAAGCCAGAUCAAUGGCCCUAAGGUGUUUCCCAGAAGUAUCCUUAUCAGAAGACUUAAAGGAGUUAUGUCCCUUGGAACUGAGUGACUACCUGGGUGAUGAUAAACUCUGUGGUGAGGAAGAAGAAGUGUUCGAAACAUUGAUGGUCUGGAUCAGGCACGACCUCCAGGCCCGGAAAGAAUAUAUCCAAGAACUAUUCAAGAAAGUCAGGCUUCAAUAUGUCCACCCGACCUUCUUCUUCCACUUCAUUGUCAACGACUCUCUCCUUCAGUCCUCACCAGCAUGUCAAGCCAUCCUGGAGAUGGUGAGGAGACAAGUGUUCUCUUUGUAUGGCACUGGCAGCCCAGACCUCAAGCCCCUAUGGCAUGUCCCCCGGAGAGAUUCUCACCGGGAUUUCCUCAUCCUGUUGGGAGGUAGAAAGGACAAUCAGCAAACCACCAGGGAAGUUCUGCUGUACCACGAGAAGACUGGCCAGUGGCAGCACCUUGCCAAGCUCCCAGCUCGCCUUUACAAAGCCUCUGCAGUCACCUUGCAUAGCAGUGCCUACAUACUGGGGGGCAUGUCUGUGGGGGUAGGGAAGCAGCAAGUCAGUCACAAUGUUUACAUCUUCUCCCUGAAACUCAAUCAGUGGAGGCUGGGGGAACCCAUGCUGGUGGCGAGAUACUCCCACAGAAGUACAGCCUAUAAGAAUUACAUCUUCUCUAUUGGAGGGAUUGGAGAAAACCAGGAGACAAUGAGCUCCAUGGAGAGGUACAACAGCAUCUACAAUGUCUGGGAGACCAUGGCCAGCAUGCCUGUAGCUGUCCUUCACCCUGCAGUAGCUGUGAAAGACCAAAGACUCUAUCUUUUUGGAGGAGAAGACAUUAUGCAAAAUCCUGUACGACUCAUACAGGUUUACCAUAUUUCCAGAAACACAUGGUUCAAGAUGGAGACCAGAAUGAUCAAGAAUGUCUGUGCUCCAGCAGUGGUGCUCAGGGGCCAAAUUAUCAUUGUUGGAGGUUAUACAAGGAGGCUCCUUGCCUACGACCCUCAAGCCAACAAGUUUGUGAAAUGUGCUGACAUGAAAGACAGGAGGAUGCACCAUGGGGCCACGGUGAUUGGGAACAAGCUCUAUGUGACUGGAGGUCGGAGGCUCACCAUGGACAGCAACAUUGAAGACUCAGACUCAUUUGAUUGCUAUGACCCAGAGACAGAUACUUGGACAUCCCAGGGGAGAUUACCCCAUACACUAUUUGAUCAUGGAUGUCUCACUCUCCAGUGCCUACCUUAUCCUUCUGAAUCUCCCUAAAGAAAGUAUUAGGCUUGUGGGUGGAAAGAAAGAACAAGGAGGUUCAGAAGGGAUAGUAGGACCCUUGUACCAAUCAUAUCUAAGCUUACCACAUGGAAAAGGGCUAGUUUGGGGUUCUUCUGAUUCUUUCACCUCUGUAUAGAUGGUCUGGACCUGGAAAAGUCCAAGCAUGACAAAAACGAUAGAAUGAUAAAUUCGGGGGCUAGAGGACUUUACUGGUACUCAAAUGCCAUGCCAUCUCUGACAUACUAUAUAUGUAGUCAUGGGCAAAUCAGUUAAUUUCUCAGUGCUCCCAAGCAACUUUCUAAAAUUAAGGUUCCAAGAGCGGCUAGAUGCUUCAGUGGAUAGAGCACCAACCCUAUAAUGAGGAGGACCAGAGUUCAAAUCUAGCUUCAAACACUUAAUACUUACUA
Molecule: messenger RNA, 2693 nt
Organism: Sarcophilus harrisii (Tasmanian devil)
Lineage: Eukaryota; Metazoa; Chordata; Mammalia; Dasyuromorphia; Dasyuridae
Gene: KLHL38
Product: kelch like family member 38
Exons: 4
Coding region: 535-2280 (581 amino acids)
Molecular function (GO): protein binding
Source: RefSeq, a predicted model, not a curated record